Molecule: messenger RNA, 1806 nt
Organism: Lates calcarifer (barramundi perch)
Lineage: Eukaryota; Metazoa; Chordata; Actinopteri; Centropomidae
Gene: scrn3
Product: secernin 3
Exons: 8
Coding region: 148-1404 (418 amino acids)
Biological process (GO): proteolysis
Molecular function (GO): cysteine-type exopeptidase activity; dipeptidase activity
Source: RefSeq, a predicted model, not a curated record
AACUAACUUCAUCUGGGUCACGUGACUGCAGUGUUUCCGUGUCAGAGAGUGACGUGAGGAAAUCAUAUGGAACAGAAACGUGAAUAGAAACUUAUGCUGAUACUGACAGUGUUCGAUGAGGCUGACAGACAUUGUCUGUGAUUCAAAAUGUACCCGUCCUCCUGUGACACCUUUGUGGCUCUGCCCCCCUCCACUGAGGGACAGCGCAUCAUCUUUGGAAAAAACUCUGACAGGCCUUGUGAUGAAGUCCAGGAGGUGGUGUAUUUUCCCUCCAGAGACUACGGUGCAGAGGAGAAGGUUGAGUGUACAUACAUAGAGAUUGAGCAGGUUGUCCACACUUAUGCAGUUGUGUUGAGUAAACCAGCGUGGCUCUGGGGGGCAGAGAUGGGUGCAAAUGAGCAUCAAGUGUGUAUUGGAAAUGAGGCAGUGUGGGGCAGAGAGAGUGCUGAUGGUGACGAGGCUCUUCUUGGCAUGGAUCUUGUCAGGCUUGGACUUGAGAGAGCAGACACGGCAGAGAAAGCGGUGGAUGUUAUUACCGAGCUGCUGGGGAAAUAUGGUCAGGGUGGAUCUUGCAUGGAGGAUGAGUGUGGCUUCACCUACCACAACAGCUUCCUCAUCUCAGACAGGAAGGAGGCAUGGCUGCUGGAAACGUCAGGGAAGCACUGGGCUGCAGAGAGAGUGGAAGGUGGAUAUCGCAACAUCUCAAACCAAUAUGGUAUAACAACCAAGAUUGACAAGGAACAUCCAGAAAUGAGGGAAUAUGCACGAAGCAAGGGCUGGUGGGAUGGAAAGUCUGAGUUCAACUUUGCUACGGUCUACUCCUUUACGACUACAGCCAGGAUAGAGGCCUCUGGGAGCCGAUACUGUGAGGGGAAGAAGCUGUUGGAAAAGAGCAACGGCCACAUCACUGCUGAGACAAUGAUGGAUAUCCUGAGGGAUAAAGAUAGCGGCAUCAACAUGGAGGGCACGUUCAUGACCACAGGAAGUAUGGUGUCUGUGAUACCCACAAAUCCUGAUCUGCCAGGGGUUCACUAUUUUACAGCAACUCCAGACCCUGAAAGCUCUGUAUUCAAGCCGUUCAUCUUUGUGAAGUAUGCCAAAGACUUAAAGGAGACGACUUCUCCCAGUUAUGGUCCAGAUGACCCUGUGAAGAAGAAACCCCGCUUCCGGAGCAAGCCUGACCGCAAACACGGGUUAUUUGUCAAGCAUGAAGUGAUGGCUGCCAUCAUUGACACUUACAAGGACAGAGGGCAGAAGAUCAUCGAAAAUAUGAGGCAGCUCGAAAAAGCGAAGAUGACAGAGAUGGAGAAGUUUCUUUCAGAUGGUAUUGAGGAACCUGAUUUUUUGGUGAAUCUGUUCUCCAGCUCUAUCCAGGAGGAGAUGGCUACGUACAGCAAAAGCUGAGAGACCUGCAACUGGUUGGAACAACAAAAACAGGUCUCCAGGGUGACAGUAGCAGUAAAUGUCUCUGCAGUUAGUUUACCUUUUAGUCUGGUACAAGUACAAACAUGCUUGCAUUGUAAAUCAGAACACAACUUAGCAUUAUUAACAUCAUUGUACAAAAUAAUGAUGCAGCCGAGGAAAUUCAGGCAAUAACACGUUGUAGAGGACGGACUAAAUAUUCUUGUAUGACUAAUCCUUGACCACAAAUACAGGACAGAACAAAAUAAUUAUGCAAUCCAUGAUUUUAGGGUUCCAAUGUUAAAUUUUAUUUUAAAACAAAUGAAGAUCAUAAAUAUGCAGCCUUUGACAGAAUUCGUGUGUGACACAUUGGAUUAAAAUAUUUUCAUUAAAAUGUUCAACAAA